Spodoptera frugiperda (fall armyworm) is the source of this 1701-nucleotide messenger RNA. Its product is annotated as formylglycine-generating enzyme. The transcript has 4 exons. Gene Ontology annotation, cellular component: endoplasmic reticulum. The record is from RefSeq and is a predicted model, not a curated record. Lineage: Eukaryota; Metazoa; Arthropoda; Insecta; Lepidoptera; Noctuidae. The coding region runs from base 267 to 1277 and encodes 336 amino acids.
AGCUGAGCUGACAAUUGACACAAGUUUAUCAACACUUGUUAUGGUUGACUUGUGAAAUUUCAGAUUUCUCCAAAUUUCAGGUUUCAGAGCUUGCUGGUGAAUAGACGAUGGUUUACAGUUGCAUUUUACUAAAAAGAAUUUACUAAAAUUAAGAUUACGUUUAAUGUAUUUAAUUUAGUUUGUGUUUGAAACUAUGUUGUGGAAUUAGUGCAAAAAUUUCAUAUACCUAAUUAUUGCCUAAAAAGUGUAGAACACAAGUUAUAAAAAUGUUAUUUAUCUUUAUUUUAUGCAUAUUACAACCGGUCUUAACGUCUAAAGAAUCUGGAUGUGGCUGUAACCUUAAUCGUGGGAAAGAUGGAAGUGUCGAUAAAGCGAAAUUACUUGAUUCUAAUGAUCUUGAACAAUGUUCUUUCGAGGAUGAGAACAAAGCUAGUAAAUAUCUCGCCUCUGAACAAAUGAACACAUUCGAUGAGAUGGUGUUAGUACCAGCCGGGGAAUAUCAAGUUGGCACAGAUGAUAUAGCAAUAGAAAGCGACCAAGAAGGCCCGAAAAGAAUAGUGAAACUAGAAAGUUUUUACUUAGAUAAAUAUGAAGUUUCAAAUAAGAAUUAUGCUCAUUUUAUAAGUGAAACUAAUUAUAAGACUGAAGCUGAACAAUUUGGAGAUAGUUUUGUUUUCUCAGCAUUUCUUAAUAAUACAUUUAAAGAGCAAUUAAAGGAUUUCCGUGCUGUGCAAGCAAUGUGGUGGUAUAAAGUACUUGGUGCUGACUGGAAGCAUCCGCAUGGGCCUGACUCUGACAUUCAAGAAAUAUUGGAUCAUCCAGUUAUACAUGUAUCUUGGAAUGAUGCAAAAGCAUACUGCAAAUGGAGAGGAGCCCGGUUACCAACAGAGGCUGAAUGGGAGGCAGCAUGUCGAGGAGGUCAUCGUGAUACCAAGUACCCUUGGGGUGAUAAACUGUUCCCAGACAGAAAGCACAUGACUAACAUCUGGCAAGGGACCUUUCCCACACAUAACUCAGCCAAAGAUGGCUAUGUGGGCACUUGUCCAGUAAACAUGUUCCCUCCAAAUGACUUUGGGCUAUAUAACAUGGCUGGCAAUGUAUGGGAGUGGACUGAAGACACAUGGGCUGGGAAAAAUCCAAAAGAAAAGGUGAAGAAGGGUGGUUCUUAUUUAUGUCACCUCUCCUACUGCUAUCGUUAUAGAUGCUCAUCAAGAUCUCAUAAUACAGAGGAUAGCUCUGCAGGAAACUUGGGAUUCCGUUGUGCUAAGUCUGCAUAGUCAGUGUUCCUUUAAUUAUUAUAAGUAUUAUUGUAAAAUCGCUUUUAUAACGAAACAAAAAAGUUGAAAAUCUAUUACAUAUUUUAGGCUCUAGGCUGGUCACUGUAAUAGAUUAUUAUGUUGGUCAAUUUGUCUAGAUAUAAGUACAUUUUUUGAUAUUAUAAUGUUCCUGGUUUAUGGUAAACUGGUAAUCACGAUACAUUUUAGAACAUACAUACAUUAUUCUUGUGUGUAUGUUAUCAUUAUCAUAAAUACAAUAAUAAGUGAUGAAUCAAGAAGAGUAGUACAUUUUUUAUUAAUUACUUGAACACAACAGUGGAAAUGAACAAAUGAGUUAAUGCAUAUUGUUAUAUUGCUUUGUAUUUUUUUAUGAAUUUUGUUUAUAUUUAUAUAAUUGUAUACAUUGUUUUGAAGAAAAACUGUU